This is a messenger RNA of Gallus gallus (chicken), 2966 nucleotides long. It is a transcript of the gene MCEE, whose product is annotated as methylmalonyl-CoA epimerase. Gene Ontology annotation, cellular component: mitochondrion. The transcript is spliced from 3 exons. The coding region runs from base 63 to 623 and encodes 186 amino acids. NCBI's taxonomy places the organism in Eukaryota, Metazoa, Chordata, Aves, Galliformes, Phasianidae. Gene Ontology annotation, molecular function: methylmalonyl-CoA epimerase activity. Gene Ontology annotation, biological process: L-methylmalonyl-CoA metabolic process. The record is from RefSeq and is marked validated.
CGGAGGGCGGCCUGGCCCCGCCUGCCUGCAGCCGGGCGGGCUGCGAGCGGUGGGGCGGCGACAUGGCGGCCUCCCUGGGGCGCGCGGCGGCCGGUAAUGGGGGGCCGAGCGCGGCGGGGCUGCUGAGAGCGGGGCUUCUUACCAGACUGCAGACUUCAGCUUCAACAUUACGGACUUUAUUAUCAAAUUCUUUUUCUCAAAACAUUCCAAGCUGUUUGUGGAAAUUGGGCCGACUUAAUCACGUAGCAAUUGCAGUACCUGAUCUGGAUAAAGCUCAGUCCUUGUAUAAAGAUGUGCUAGGAGCACAGGUGAGCGAGACUGUGGCUCUUCCUGAACAUGGUGUCUACACUGUCUUUGUGGAGCUGGGAAAUACAAAGCUGGAACUUCUACACCCUUUAGGAGAGAAAAGUCCCAUUGCAAGCUUUCUGCAAAAGAAUAAGACUGGAGGGAUGCAUCAUAUCUGCAUUGAGGUUGAUGACAUAAAAGCAGCAAUGGCAGAACUGAAGAAAAAAAAGAUUCGAAUAUUGAGUGAAGAGCCAAAAAUAGGUGCACAUGGUAAACCUGUGAUUUUUCUUCACCCUAAAGAUUGCCACGGAGUCCUUGUGGAACUUGAACAAGCCUGAGCUGCAAUAUUCAUAAAUAGGACAAUAAAUGAAUUGUGAAGUUACUGAGCUGGUGCUGAGAAUAUUGAUGUGCUAUUCACUCUUUACAAAUUCACUGUAGUUCCUGUGGAUUAAGUACAGCUUUUGAGCAAUAAGAUAGUGCUGCAGAUUUCUUUUUCCCGCAUUUGAUUUUCAGAAUCAGUAUGUUGACAUUUCUUGAAUUCACUGUGAUUCUCAAGAUGUAUACCUAAGCCAAGUUGCAUUUAUAACAGUAAUUUUGUUCUGUUGCCUCAUGUUCUUGCCGCAUGGCUUUACUUCUGUAACCACAGAAACUGUACAGUUUCUAGGUCAUCCCACAUUAUUUUGUUCUACAUUUUAAAGCAGAGACCCAAUUCUCAGUGACAACAGUAAAAGCUUAGAUACUCCCUUUAGAAAUAAAGGGAAAAGGAACACUGUACUUUUUGUUUUCACCAUUCACUGUCUGUGCUUCAUGAUGAUUGACUGGUUCAUGCAAUAAAUAAAUCCAUAUGUUAUUGUAUGGCUAUCUGAAAUCAUUAAAUACCUUUUCCUUGGCAUAACAAUUACUAGUGAGGAAGUUACAAGCAUAAAUCAUCAUGUAGUUGUUUUACAAACUCUGCAUAUGCAGGCAACGGGAAGAAAGUGUCUGAAAAAUUACUUGACUGAGAUAUAUUUCAGACUUUCAGAUGCAUCUUUUUUGUCAGGUAGUGAAUAUUUGUUUUCAGAUUUUAUCCAUGGGAAGAUCUCUGAGAGACACCUGAACAAAUAGUGGGAAAUCACUUGCUUUGUAAAUAUUGUUUUCUAAUGCAAAAGUGCUUACAGAAUCACUGGAAAGCAUAAGAAACAUGAGUCUUGUUGUGUACAGUCUCCUCACAUCAAAGAGCAUGCCAGUGUACUUAGUUUCUCAUACACUGCAGUCACAGUUUGUUGGCUUAUUCAUGGCCAGAAUUCCCUUUAUUUGUGCAUGUUGAGCAAGCAGUGUUUGUCCUGAUACUUUUCUACGUUUGUUUUGAUAUCAACUGUAGAAAUUGAAUAUUUUCUGUUUCUCUCAUUAUUUUUCCCAAUCCGUAGAGAUAAUAUUUUUACUAGCUAAACCACAACCUGGAUUUUUUAUUUUCCUACAUCCCUGCACAUACUGUGAAUUGCUCCACCUUGAUCUAAAAUAAGUUAAUUUUAUUCUAGGAUUAAAAAAACCCUCAGUUUUAUCAUGUUUAUCUGCAAUUAAUCUACCUGGAUUAAAAAAAAAAAAAAGUAGUAUAUCAGUUUGUUUUCAUUAUUACCAUCUUUACCCAGUUUAUCAUAAGUUUUGGAAUAACUUUUGUUUUGAAGCCACAGUUUCAGCAUUUAAAACAGUUGUGAGACUGACAACUUGGAAAGCUGUGAAUGAAUGACAAGGGAAACUUCUGCUCACCACUUCCUGAAUGGAUAUCUUUCUUAAUGCACAUGCAGAAGUAUUGCUGCAUAUUGUUAAGGACAGUCCUUGGAUUUGGACUGUCUUGCUAUGGCAGAUUAAUGGAAAUUGGUGUGACCAAGAAGAUCUCACUGGAAAACAGUGGAAUGUGGGGAUGUUGAGAUACUAACAGAAAGUGCUUAGUUGAUUCUCUCCUUAUUAGAAAUUCUUCCUCUAGUGAUAUGGACUUGGGUUUGUUGGACUCAUUACAUUAAGAGAAAAAGGUAAGAGUUAAUUGUUUCAGUAAAUACUCAUUUGCUUUAUCAGUGUAUUUGUCUUUUUGGUGAAAUUAUUAGACUGCGAAGCAGAAGAAAAUUCCUAGCACUUCUCAUGUUGUUACUGGGCUGCACUAGAAAGAGGAAGUUAACUGAUAGUUUAAAUCACGGAAUGUUGAAUCAUGUAAGAUUAAUGUGGGAAAUGGAAACUAACAUCUUAUAAAGGACUUACUUAUAACUUACGAACUUACAAAGGAAUUGGCCAACAUUUAAAAAUGGAAGAUCUCCCCUUCUUGGAAACACAAACUCUAUCACCUUUGAUAAACAUUUUCAAAGCAGUUUGAAUGUUUUAUGAAAUGUAAAUGUAUUUUAUUGUGAAGGUGGAAUGUUUACCUCCUAAAAUUGUAUAGUCCUUUAGUAUCUAUAACAUUAUGCUAUCUCUGGUGUUUCAUGGUCAUUUGUACUGUCACAUUUUUAAGAGCACUGUUAACUGCUAAAUAUACAGCAUAGAUUCACAAGUUAGGAAGAGUUCUUCCAAACAUUUUAAGUAGAUAUAUUUUGAAGCACUUUGUGACAUUUCUAGAUGUAAUAUAAAGUGAUCUGUAACUGUUAUGCUUUGUUACCAUAAAAAUAGUACAGAGGUACUAAAAUCUUCCAUAAAAUGUUUAAUGAACCUUUUUA